Osmia bicornis bicornis is the source of this 1179-nucleotide messenger RNA. RefSeq lists its product as uncharacterized. The transcript has a single exon. The record is from RefSeq and is a predicted model, not a curated record. Lineage: Eukaryota; Metazoa; Arthropoda; Insecta; Hymenoptera; Megachilidae. Bases 1 to 1179 code for a protein of 392 amino acids.
AUGAAUGAAGUAAAGGAGAAGAGAAAAAUUGGGGAAGGAAAAGAGGACCUCGGAAGAGGAGUUAAAGGGGGUAAAAGAGGAAGGCCGUCUAAUGUGGAGGCGCUGAAAAGAGAAAAGAGCCAGAGUAUGGGAAACAUGACGAGUAUAGAAGAAAUAUGGAAAAGGAAGAGAGAAACGGAGACGGAAGAAGAAGAAGAGAGGGGAAGGGAGGGGGGCUACAGCCCACAGGUAGAGAAAUGGAUGUUCAGAGGAAGUAGCCUAGUGGAAAGGUCUCCGGAAAAGAAAAAAGAGAGAACGGAAGAAGGGGGAGGGCUGGGAGAACUAAAGAGGAUGAUUAGAGAACUGGCCGAAGACUUGUGUAAGAAAAUAGACGCAAGUACAAAGAGUCAGGGGAAGGAGAUAAGGGAGGAGAUAGCGGGAGUAAAAAAGGAAAUAGAAAAAGCAAUAGGGAAUCUGAAAGAAGAGAUUAAAAAAAGGGAGGACAAAUGGAAGGUCCAGAAGAGAGAACUAGUGGAGAAAAUGGAGCUACUAAAGAAAAAGGUAGAGGAGCUAGAAAGAGGGGAAAAAGAAAAAGACAAAUGGAGCAAACUAGAAGAGAAAAUACAAAGAAUGGAACAGGGGUCAAGAGAGAAAAAAAAGAUGGAGAAUGAAGAGGAAGCAAUAAAGGAAAAACUGAAAGACCUAGAGAGCAAGUGGGAGCGAAAGGAAAAGGAAGAAAAGAGGAGGAACAUAAUAAUCAGAGAACUGAAGGCGAAAAGAGAAGAGACGAGGGAGAAAGCAGAAGAGAUAAUGGAGGCGAUAGGAGUGCGGGACGCGAUAGUGGAGGUGAAAGCGUUAGGGCUGGCGGAAGGGGGAAAAGAAGUGAACAUGGUGCAAAUAAAGCUCAAGUCCAUGGAAGUUAAGAAAGACGUGAUGGUGAAGAAGAAAGCACUGCGGGGGAAAGACGAAAGAAUAGAGGAGGACCUGACAUGGAAGGAGAGGAGGAUCCAAUGGAAGCUAAGGAGGAUAGCGAAAGAAGAAAGAGAAAAAGGGAGAAACGUAUGGGUGGACUACGGGAGAAUUAGAAUAGAAGGAAAAUGGUGGAGGUGGGACGAGGAGAGAGAGACCCUGAAAGACUGGGGAGGGAAAGAAUGGAGUGAAAAACAGAGGGAGAUGUGUGUCAUGGGGGAAGAAAAAUGA